AACCCUAGAUAAACCAGGUGAAACUUUACAACAAAAUAUCAAACCCAGAAAGAAAAUAGAAAAAUGGCACCAGGUCUAAGACAAUUCACCGAGAGAAGAGGGGACGGUGCUGGAGAACCAGUUCUUGACAACGAAAAUGGCGAGGACCUUAUGUAUGUGCAACCAGAAGUUUCCAUUGUCAUCGGCAACCGGUCCCCUGAAUCUCAAGGCACUGUUUACAUCUCCACAAAGAAAGUUGUGUGGUUAAGUGAUGUGGAUAGGACAAAAGGUUACGCAGUUGAUUUCUUGUCUCUUUCACUUCAUGCUGUUUCAAGAGAUCCUGAGGCUUACUCUUCUCCUUGUAUCUAUACUCAAAUUGAGACUGGAGAGGAUGGAAAUGAGUCAGAAGACUCGGAUUCAGAAAGCAGUGAUGCUUUAGACUUGUCGAAAGUCACAGAAAUGAGGCUUGUUCCUUCAGACCCUGGCCAAUUGGAUACUUUGUUUCAGAUAUUAUGUGAUUGCGCUGAGCUAAAUCCUGAACCAAUCGAAGACAAUGAAGAACACAAUUGGAUCUUUAGUGCCAACCAACUGGUAGACGAAACUGCUGAAGGGGAAGAUUCUGAAUGGAAUUUCUCUCAAAAUCCAUCAAGUUCAAUUGGUCAUUCAAAUGGGGAUCAUGACCUCGCUCGUACAGUGCUUGAGCUCCAGAUCAAUGAUAAUCGGUUUGAAGAUGCAGAGGAGAUGGAACAUGAAAAUGACAGUGAUGGUGGCCAUCACUGAGUUUUCCUUUGUCGAACAUCCAGUGGUUGCAUAUUUAUGCGCAUUUUCCUCUUCCACGCCCUGAAAUUUGCUACAUUUGUAAAUUUGUUUUCUAAAUAUUCGAUGAUUGGCUGGAGGGGGGAGGAUUGCUGUCCUUUCUUAUGCAACUUACCUUCUAACAUCGGGUGGUGUAUUGUCAAGAUUUUUAAUGCAGAAUUACAUGGGAUUAAUGUGUUAA
Populus nigra (black poplar) is the source of this 976-nucleotide messenger RNA. RefSeq names its product chloride conductance regulatory protein ICln-like. Gene Ontology annotation, biological process: spliceosomal snRNP assembly; chloride transport; cell volume homeostasis. NCBI's taxonomy places the organism in Eukaryota, Viridiplantae, Streptophyta, Magnoliopsida, Malpighiales, Salicaceae. The coding region runs from base 64 to 759 and encodes 231 amino acids. The record is from RefSeq and is a predicted model, not a curated record. The transcript has 7 exons. Gene Ontology annotation, cellular component: pICln-Sm protein complex; spliceosomal complex; plasma membrane.